GCUGCGCAUUCAACACGCGGAGACUUUGACGCGUUUGCGGCGGGUUUCACCAUAGGACCUGGCGCCCGUAAGCCGACAAACCUGAUGGACUCGAUGACGGCGGGUCUUUGUGCCAGCGCCGAGUCUCUGCUUGCGCACGGCCAGCUUCGCCGACUCGCAGGGUUUGCGAGCGAGAUCGUCGCCCACUACUUCCCCCUCACCUUCGAGCACAUUCGCAGCCGCCUUGCCGCGAUGUGCAAAGAGGACUCCGGCCUUCAGUUCCCCUUUGGGGGCAUAAGCCUCUAUCCAGCUUGUACCUUCAAUCUGGGGCUGCACUCAGUCUGUUUCGGCCAUACCGACGGCUCGAACUACCCGGGCAUGCCAUGUACGAUAUCGCCGUUCGGCCAAUAUAAUGCCACGCUCGGCGGGCAUUUUAUAUUGUUCGACUUUCGGCUAUACUUCAAGUUCCCAUCAGGCUGCACGGUUGCCCUGUCUUCGGCAGGUUUGCGGCACGGCAACACACAGCUCGCACCAGGCGACAAACAAUACAGCUUCACCCAGUACUGCUCGGGUGGGCUGAUUCGGUACAUCGCGUACGGCUUCCGUCUCGUCGGGCCGAUCCCAAACGCAGAGCGCGAUCGGAUUGACGCCGAGAUGGGUGAGGGUUGGGAGGCACAACUGGGCCGUUUCUUGACAUGGAGUAGUGUUCUCGUUGACCGAAAAAAGCUGUACGACUUGGAGCAUUGUUAA
Messenger RNA from Peniophora sp. CBMAI 1063, 729 nucleotides. NCBI's taxonomy places the organism in Eukaryota, Fungi, Basidiomycota, Agaricomycetes, Russulales, Peniophoraceae. The record is from the annotation of a GenBank genome assembly.